Perkinsus marinus ATCC 50983 is the source of this 256-nucleotide messenger RNA. Its product is annotated as acyl-coa oxidase, putative. Gene Ontology annotation, biological process: fatty acid beta-oxidation using acyl-CoA oxidase; lipid homeostasis. The record is from RefSeq and is a predicted model, not a curated record. The transcript has a single exon. Gene Ontology annotation, cellular component: peroxisome. Gene Ontology annotation, molecular function: acyl-CoA oxidase activity; FAD binding; fatty acid binding. The annotation marks the transcript as partial. Lineage: Eukaryota; Perkinsozoa; Perkinsida; Perkinsidae.
UUGGUUUCAGUUUAUGCAUACUGCGUUAUGUAUAUGCCGAUUUCUGGGAUAUCGUUUUUGCCGGAACCGACCCCGCGUGGAGACGGUCGUAAGAGGUUACUUGCGUUGGUGAAAGAACUCCGUCCAGCAGCUCUGGCAUUAGUGGAUGCCUUUGAGUUUUCGGACCAACAGUUGCUGGGGUCCACGUUGGGGAGGAAGGAUGGGAAGGUGUACGAGGCCUUGUUCGAGGAGGCAUGUAAGGCGUCGUGGUCAAGAG